AUGUUAAAACAAAUCAAGGAUAAGUCACUUUCAUAACUAAUAGUAGAGUUAUAAUAGAAAUAUUAAGAUGAGAACGACCAAUCGAAUUUAUUCUAGAAACUUUAUCAAUAAUAAGUGGAAUAAGAAAGUUCUACAGAAUCAUCCAAUAUUGUUCCUCCUAUUUUUUCAGGAUCUACUGGUUCAUAAUCCUCCAAUUCAUAGGAAGGUAUAAAACUUCUUGUAUAAAGGAGUGGAAAAAAAAAUAAAGAAAGCAAAAAAAAGUCUAAAUCCGAAUAAAGGAUCUCAGGAUGAGAAACAGCUUUAAACGGAGGCAAAAGAUAAAAAAACUCUAUUAAUGAUCCGUAAUAGAAUAUCAGCUUAAAAUUCUAGAGAUAGGAAGAAAGCCUAUCUCCAAAAAUUGGAAAGUGAUUUUUAAAAAUAAUCUCAUUAUCUUCAAGAAUUAACAGAAUAGGUUAGUCAAUUACAAUAGUAAUUGGACGAUGCACAGAAACUUAAUUAAAAUUUACAAUCCUAUUAGUAGAAUCUACUUUGUAUGAAUUGUGGUAGUAAACAAUUUGUCUUUGAAGAGGAAGCACCUAUAUCUGUUUCUAAGAAUAGAAGUUUGGGCAAUUUGGGAUUUUCAUUUAUAGUUAUAUUAACUAUAUUUGCUUGUCUCACUCUUAACUUUGAUACUACCCCUUAAAACUUGAAUAUCUCUCCAUAAAUCUAACCAGAGAAGCCAUUCAUCAAAGAGAUAAACAACACUGAUCAGCAUUAUGAAAUCUUGAAGUAAGUUGAAAAUAACAGGAUUAAAGGGGUAACAUAACUAAUGGAUUAUAAAACAGAAUACAAUUACAAAUUAUAUGAUACUACUUAUGAGGCCAACUUAAAUACAAAAGUAAGUUUUGUCAAUGAAAUGAUAAAUUAUAAUAAAGAGAAGGCCAAGUUAAAUAAUGGUUAGGCAUUAGCCCCCCUAAACUAUCAUAAACCAUAAGUAGAUUCAUUUUAUUGUCCAACCGUUUAUAAGUAUGACAACCAAACUUAAAAGUAAUUCAAUAGAUUAAGUUAGUAAAAUACAGGUCAAAUACUAGGAUGAAUAAUGGAUUCAUUUAGUAAUUCCAAAGAAUAAUGUCAACAUAUUUUAUUAAAAUUAAGAUAAAUCAAUCAUAUUGANAUUUAACUUUUUGUUGAAUACAAGCUUAUUUAAUCUAUUCUCAUUUUAUAAAAAUUUAAAUUUCCUUAUAUAUGUGGAAAUAUAAACAUCCACGUAGAUGGAUCUAUUCUUUUAGUAUGCUUAUUAAUAAAUAAUAUAUUAUUGUAAUAUGUUAAAACAAAUCAAGGAUAAGUCACUUUCAUAACUAAUAGUAGAGUUAUAAUAGAAAUAUUAAGAUGAGAACGACCAAUCGAAUUUAUUCUAGAAACUUUAUCAAUAAUAAGUGGAAUAAGAAAGUUCUACAGAAUCAUCCAAUAUUGUUCCUCCUAUUUUUUCAGGAUCUACUGGUUCAUAAUCCUCCAAUUCAUAGGAAGGUAUAAAACUUCUUGUAUAAAGGAGUGGAAAAAAAAAUAAAGAAAGCAAAAAAAAGUCUAAAUCCGAAUAAAGGAUCUCAGGAUGAGAAACAGCUUUAAACGGAGGCAAAAGAUAAAAAAACUCUAUUAAUGAUCCGUAAUAGAAUAUCAGCUUAAAAUUCUAGAGAUAGGAAGAAAGCCUAUCUCCAAAAAUUGGAAAGUGAUUUUUAAAAAUAAUCUCAUUAUCUUCAAGAAUUAACAGAAUAGGUUAGUCAAUUACAAUAGUAAUUGGACGAUGCACAGAAACUUAAUUAAAAUUUACAAUCCUAUUAGUAGAAUCUACUUUGUAUGAAUUGUGGUAGUAAACAAUUUGUCUUUGAAGAGGAAGCACCUAUAUCUGUUUCUAAGAAUAGAAGUUUGGGCAAUUUGGGAUUUUCAUUUAUAGUUAUAUUAACUAUAUUUGCUUGUCUCACUCUUAACUUUGAUACUACCCCUUAAAACUUGAAUAUCUCUCCAUAAAUCUAACCAGAGAAGCCAUUCAUCAAAGAGAUAAACAACACUGAUCAGCAUUAUGAAAUCUUGAAGUAAGUUGAAAAUAACAGGAUUAAAGGGGUAACAUAACUAAUGGAUUAUAAAACAGAAUACAAUUACAAAUUAUAUGAUACUACUUAUGAGGCCAACUUAAAUACAAAAGUAAGUUUUGUCAAUGAAAUGAUAAAUUAUAAUAAAGAGAAGGCCAAGUUAAAUAAUGGUUAGGCAUUAGCCCCCCUAAACUAUCAUAAACCAUAAGUAGAUUCAUUUUAUUGUCCAACCGUUUAUAAGUAUGACAACCAAACUUAAAAGUAAUUCAAUAGAUUAAGUUAGUAAAAUACAGGUCAAAUACUAGGAUGAAUAAUGGAUUCAUUUAGUAAUUCCAAAGAAUAAUGUCAACAUAUUUUAUUAAAAUUAAGAUAAAUCAAUCAUAUUGAAAGAAAAAUAUGCAGACUAAGAUGGUGAUAUGAGUGAGAAAUAUUAAGAAAUUUGGUGUUAAGUAAAAAGUAAAGAUGACUUUUAUCUUGAAACAUUGAUUUGAUGAGGUAGACG
Paramecium octaurelia is the source of this 2568-nucleotide messenger RNA. NCBI's taxonomy places the organism in Eukaryota, Ciliophora, Oligohymenophorea, Peniculida, Parameciidae. The record is from the annotation of a GenBank genome assembly.